AUGCAGCUUCGCCUUGAGGGGAGUUUUAGAGCGUCUCACGCGGCAGCACAAUCGACAGUGCGUGAUGCUGUUCAAGCGAUCUCUGAUCGCGUAGACUCAGCGGAGGCCAGCCUCGUUGAAGCUCGCGCUCGUCUGGAUGAGGCUCUCGAUAUUCAUGUAGCCAACUUACAAUUGAUCGCUCCGGAAAAUAUAAGGCAACAGAUUGCUGAACUCUGCGAAGAAGGUGUUCAUGAAGCUUUACGGUCGGCGCAGAUAUCGUUUAACGCAGCCGUCGAAGAGAAGGCGGAGUGCCACGCGUCUCUAAUCGAGCAGCGUCUUUGGGAACGGGUCGACGACACUCAACGCCAAGCGCAAAACGCAAUGACAAGUCGAAUGAGGGCUAGCGAGGAUCAAAUGCAAGCACGACUUGAAGCAUUGUUGGCUGCGGCCUCCUCACACACGGAUUCGAGUGUCACUUCGCUCGAAUCAAAGUUGGGCAAGAAAACUAUCGAGUUAUGCAGCACUUUGGAGCGCUCCAUGAGCAAAAAAGUCAGUAUGAGUGUGAAAUCACUCGAGAAAAAAGUUAAUGACCGACUUGAUGCAGCUAAAGUGCAGAUCCUGGGCGAAGCGCACAUUCAGGUGCUAGCUGCUGUUGCUCAAAUGGAGACUCGGGUAUCAAGCCUCCAGCAUCUUGUUGAAGCGCAACAGCUAGUAGAAGCUGACAAGGAUGAAGUGAAAGAGGCUCUUGCUGCUCAGAUGGAGCGGAUGCAUUUAUCGCAAAAACUUAGCGCUGAGGGUUUGGAUGAUCGAAUUCAGCGCGCGAUCCGCGAUCUGGAAGUACGGGUUGAAGGUACCACACGGAAACAGGUGAAUGAAUUGGAGCGGCUUCAAUGGUAA
Phytophthora sojae is the source of this 876-nucleotide messenger RNA. RefSeq lists its product as hypothetical. Lineage: Eukaryota; Oomycota; Peronosporomycetes; Peronosporales; Peronosporaceae. Bases 1 to 876 code for a protein of 291 amino acids. The transcript has a single exon. The record is from RefSeq and is a predicted model, not a curated record.